Phacochoerus africanus (Common warthog) is the source of this 3524-nucleotide messenger RNA. It is a transcript of the gene SLC38A11, whose product is annotated as solute carrier family 38 member 11. The record is from RefSeq and is a predicted model, not a curated record. Gene Ontology annotation, molecular function: amino acid transmembrane transporter activity. Gene Ontology annotation, biological process: amino acid transmembrane transport. NCBI's taxonomy places the organism in Eukaryota, Metazoa, Chordata, Mammalia, Artiodactyla, Suidae. The coding region runs from base 758 to 1978 and encodes 406 amino acids. The transcript has 14 exons.
GGCUAAAGGAGGCUCCAGGACCCAAGAAACUCUUGACACGAGAGAGUAAUUCAUUUGCUUGGGGAUGCUAGUUAAAGUCGCAAGACUGUGAAACUUGCACACCUCAGAUGGGACUGAAGCCUCAAUCUCCUCUCAAACCUCUCAAACUGAAACUGCACAGCUCUCUCAGGACUUAACUAACCCCAGGUUGUUUAAUGUCUGCAUGCUGAAGGAAGUUCAGUCAGAGGCCAGGAGAUAGGUAAAUACAAGCAGAUUAACGUAAAAAUGUUGCAGGAAAAUGAGGCACCAGAGGAUGUUCACGUCCCAAGUCUCAGAUAAGUUCCUGGGACUGGCUGCCAAAUGAGGGCCCCUGACUUUGUACAGGAAAGAAUUCAAGAGCGGACCGCAGUAAAGUGAAAGCCGGGAUACACGUUACAUGGGCUGAGUGCUGUCCAUCUCAAAAGGUAUUCCCCUAGCUGGUGGGCAUGAUGCAAAACAGAUUUGAUUCUUACUUUCAUGGAGUUCAUGAUCCGUAAGCUAAACAGACAUUGAUCAAGUAAACAAAGAGGUAGCUGGUCCAGAAUAAAGUUCCAGCUUCAUCCAAUGUGUCUCUGUACUCCAGCCAGCAGAAAGGAGCGAAAGAGAGAGUGAUCUAGAUGACAGAGAAAACCUGGUUUCUGAACACAGCCACAAAGGGAAAGCUUGUCGCCAGUCUGCUGCUGUUUUUAAUGUUGUCAACUCAAUUAUAGGAUCUGGUAUAAUAGGAUUGCCUUAUUCAAUGAAGCAAGCUGGUUUUCCUCUGGGAAUAUUGCUUUUAUUCUGGGUUUCAUAUGUUACAGACUUUUCCCUUGUUUUAUUGAUAAAAGGAGGGGCCCUCUCUGGAACAGACACUUACCAGUCUUUGGUCAAUAAAACUUUCGGCUUUCCAGGAUAUCUCCUACUCUCUGUUCUACAAUUUUCGUAUCCUUUCAUAGCUAUGAUAAGUUACAACAUAGUAACUGGAGACACUUUGAGCAAAGUUUUCCAAAGAAUCCCUGGAGUUGAUCCUGAAAACUUGCUUAUUGGUCGCCAUUUCAUUAUUGUGCUUUCCACCAUUGCCUUUACUCUGCCUCUGUCCUUGUAUCGAGAUAUAGCAAAGCUUGGGAAGAUCUCUCUUAUUUCUACAGUUUUAACAACUCUAAUUCUUGGAAUUGUAAUGACAAGGGUAGUUUCACUGGGUCCACACAUACCAAAAACAGAAGAUGCCUGGAUAUUUGCAAAGCCCAAUGCCAUUCAGGCUGUUGGUGUGAUGUCGUUUGCAUUUAUUUGCCACCAUAACUGCUUCUUAGUUUAUGGUUCUUUGGAAGAACCCACAGUAACUAAGUGGUCCCACAUCAUCCAUGUGUCCACAUUGAUUUCUGUAUUUAUCAGUAUUCUCUUUGCUACAUGUGGAUACCUGACAUUUACUGGCUUCACCCAAGGAGACUUAUUUGAAAAUUAUUGUAGAAAUGAUGACCUGGUGACAUUUGGAAGGUUUUGUUAUGGCAUCACUGUCAUUUUGACAUACCCGAUUGAAUGCUUUGUGACUAGAGAGGUAAUUGCCAAUGUGUUUUUCAGUGGGAAUCUUUCAUCAGUUCUCCACAUUAUCAUAACAGUGGCUAUCAUUACUGUAGCCACACUUGUGUCAUUGCUGGUUGAUUGCCUUGGAAUAGUUUUAGAGCUCAAUGGUGUGCUUUGCGCAGCUCCCCUAAUUUUUAUCAUCCCAUCAGCCUGUUAUCUGAAACUGUCUGAAGAACCAAGGAUGCACUCAGAUAAGAUUAUGUCCUGUGUCAUGCUUCCCAUUGGUGCUGUGGUGAUGGUUGUGGGAUUCGUCAUGGCCAUUACAAAUCCUCAAGACUGCACCCAUGGGCAGGAAAUGUUCUACUGCUUUUCUGACAAUUUCUCCCUCACAAACAUCUCAAUUUCUCAUUUUCAACUGACAACACAACUUUCAAUUUUAAACAUCAGUAUCUUUCAAUGAGUUGAACUGUUUUAAGAAAUAUGUAUUUUUCAUAGACUUCUAAAACACAUAACAACAUUCAUAUGUUUUAAUCUCUAUAUUAUAAAAAUUAUCCCUUUGACAUUUAUCAAGACUUGGUUUUCUUUACUCUUUAGUACAGUAUGAAAGAUAAAAAGGAAAAGGAAAUUGAAUAUAUUAUAUCUUAAACUGGGACAAAAUAAAUGUUUUGUUUUGAUGACUGUCUGCACUAAUCUUAAAUGCAGAUGGAAAAGUGCUUCCAUCCUCUCAAAGCAUUAUUCUCUUACUUAAUAUGUAAGCUAUAGGUUAUAUCUUGUGCUCUAAAAUAAGUAGAUGAUCGUGGGUUGGAAUUUUGUGUAUGUGUCCUUUAUGGGAAAAAUACAUUUCUUUUGUCUUUUAAAGUCUACGGAAUCAAAGGGAAGGAAAACUCAAAACUAUUACAGAAACUACAUAUCCCAAGAGCAAAGUGAGGCUCUCCAUUAUAAUUUUAUCAGCAUCCCUUAUUUAGAAGGAAGUGAAUCCCUGGAGAAAUGAGUAAAGUCCUUCCCAUGUUAUGAAGCAUGAAUAAUAGACUGAGUGUACAGAGCAAGGAGUGUGAAGAAUCAAAAUUACCUCUUAAGUUUUUAUCCUGUGGGAAUAUGAUGGUAGUGCUAUUAAAUAAAUUAUAAAACAGGGAAAAACCACAAGUUGUUCUGAGGCUCAAGCUCAAGAGAUCAGUUAGGCAUCAGCUUUGGACCUGAUGAAUGUGAAGUGCUGGCAGGAAUAAAGGACUUGAAGCUGAACUUUCAGACUGGAAUCUUGAGAAUCAGGGCUACAAAAGAAGCAGUCUCACUACUCCAGAGGGUCCUCAGAGAGAUUCUUGGGAGUUUAUGUUGACUAGAUUCUUCAGAAGCAGACUUUAAGAUGGAGUUUGGCCUGUGGAGUAUUUAUUAGGGAUUAUAACUAACAGGAGAGAGAGGCUAAGCAGGAUGAGAUGGGUGAAAUGGAACUGAAAUGCAGGCUGAUAAAGCCUCAGCCAAGUCCACAAGGAGUGUGGAGUUUACAUGGCCCAUCAGAGUUGUCGUGGUUCAAGUGAAAUAGCCAAGUUUUAAAUCCACUGCCUCCAUCAGCCCUUAAAUGUGGGCAGCUCUUUGCAGCUGAGCAAACCAUAGGGGAACUGAGAGUUGGAGGUGGUCUGCAGGUGGCCGGGACACUAUUGCUUCCUCAUAGGGGAUCUGGGAGGCGCAGCUGUGUCUUCCACAGCAGGCCUCAGUUUUGAAUGAGGAUUUUUUAAUGUCUUGUAAUAAGAAUUUCAUGUUUUCAUAGCUAUGACAGUCUUUUAAAAGUAACAAGAAAAGAUGGGACCAUCUGGAUGGCUCCUUUAAAUCAAGUAUCACCCAAGAUUUCAUUUCUCACCUUUUCAUUUGUAUUUCAGUCGAGUUGACAAUCCAUAGUGCUGUAUUAAUUAUUGUCAAAUAGAGAGAAAAUAUCACAUGCAGAACUGAUGUAAACAAAUCACAGGCAAAAAAAAAAAAAAUCCCACAGGAAGUGUAUAAGGCAUAGUUUCAUA